Molecule: messenger RNA, 3224 nt
Organism: Protopterus annectens (West African lungfish)
Lineage: Eukaryota; Metazoa; Chordata; Ceratodontiformes; Protopteridae
Gene: CDC14B
Product: cell division cycle 14B
Exons: 16
Coding region: 486-2285 (599 amino acids)
Biological process (GO): protein dephosphorylation; regulation of exit from mitosis; cilium assembly
Cellular component (GO): centrosome; nucleolus; spindle pole
Molecular function (GO): protein serine/threonine phosphatase activity; protein tyrosine/serine/threonine phosphatase activity
Source: RefSeq, a predicted model, not a curated record
UGUACCAGUUAUUAACGUCACAAACUGAACUGAUGUAGUGCUUCUUUUAAACACCUGAAAAUAUGUCACAGUUUGGACGUGCCGGAACUUGCAGCAGACUUUUAUUUAUUACGCCGUGUUAAAGUGCAACUAACGGACGGUCCUUUUUUUUUAUCCUUUCCAUCGAGAAAUUUGAGUUGACACUCUGAACACAUUGGCGUUAGUCCAACUUAUUCUAACACUAACGGCUUGCGAGGGAUGAAGACAAGAGAGAGGAUGUAAGCACAAAUAACAAGUACUGUCAUGGCACAGCUUUAGUAACGGUGACAUAACGGCCAGCAUAGCAGAGUAGGCCAAGUGGUAACUAGACAACGUUAAGUUACAGCAGUAUUCCGCACACGUUAACUGCUUAGCUUAGCCAGUAGUGAGUACUGGCUACAAAACAACUGUUUGAGGAGUUGUUACUCUAAUAAUCGUAACCAAUGUGAAGCGGAAGGAUUGGGGGAAUGAAGCGAAAAAGCGAUCGAGGUGAGUGCAAACAACGGCCUCUGGUAACAACCGCUAAGAGGAAAAAGCGACAAUCAAAGCAGCAGUUGCAAAACGAGGAUAAAGCAGAGCAAGAGUCUUUUCCUGAAGUCUAUAUUUCCAUCUCAGAUAAUCUCUGUUUUGCCAUUCUUGAACAAAAACCAAAGAGCACAGCAACCAUGCAUUAUUUCUGCACAGAUGAAGAGCUUGUCUAUGAAAACUUUUACUCUGAUUUUGGACCUCUAAAUUUGGCAAUGCUUUAUAGGUACUGCUGUAAGCUGAACAAGAAGUUAAAGCUGUUUUCACAGACAAAGAAGAAGAUUGUUCAUUUCACGUGUUCUGAUCAGAAGAAACAAGCCAAUGCUGCUUACCUUAUUGGAAGUUUUGCUGUGAUUUAUUUAAAGAAAUCCCCAGAGGAGGUUUACAAAAUCUUGUUGUCUGGGAAUGCUGGGAAAAUAUCAUUUUUACCUUUUAGGGAUGCUUCAUUUGGCAUUAGCAAUUAUGGUUUAACCAUUCUUGACUGUUUACAAGCUGUAAACAAGGCAGUGCAGUAUGGUUUUCUUGACUUUAAUGCAUUCGAUGUCAAUGAAUAUGAGCAUUAUGAGAAAGUGGAAAAUGGGGAUUUUAACUGGAUAGUCCCUGGAAAGUUAUUAGCCUUUAGUGGACCUCAUCCAAAGAGCAGAGUAGAGAAUGGGUACCCUCGUCAUGCUCCAGAAGCCUAUUUUCCAUACUUCAAAAAGCACAGUGUCACCACAAUUGUUCGACUUAAUAAGAAGAUCUAUGAUGCCAGGCGGUUUACUGAUGCAGGAUUUGAGCACUAUGAUCUUUUCUUUGUAGAUGGAAGCACACCUAAUGAUGCCAUAGUAAAGAAAUUUACAAAUAUCUGUGAAAAUGUUGAUGGCUGCAUUGCUGUACAUUGCAAAGCUGGCCUUGGUCGUACCGGUACGCUUAUAGCAUGUUACCUUAUGAAGCAUUACAAGAUGACAGCUGCUGAAGCAAUUGCCUGGCUAAGGAUAUGCAGACCUGGUUCAGUUAUUGGACCACAACAACACUUUUUGCAAGAAAAACAAGCUAGCCUUUGGGCAGAAGGUGAUAUUUUCCAUGCAAAAUUAAAGGAACAAAAUGGAAACAGAGUUAAAUUAAUCCUUUCAGGAGUGGAUGACAUUUCAAUCAGUGGCAAAAACAAAAUCCAUUGCAAAGACAAUGUUUUGAAUGAAGAAGAUGAAAGGAAAUGUAUCACACAAGGAGACCGACUUCAGGCUCUGAAAAGUAAAAGACAGACUAGAACUGCGUCAGUGCCAUUAGCUGUUAUCCUACAAUCUACUGUAGAGUGUGAUAAACCUCCCAGAUCCUUUGAAAGUUCUAACUGGGUUAACAAAAGAACAACCAGGUCCUCUACAGGAAGUGUCAGUAGUGGAAAAAGGGUUAUUCUGCAGUCCACAGUACAGUACUGCAAGCCUCCCAGUUCCUUUGACAGUUCUAAAGGGAUUACAAAAAGAACAACUAGAGCUACUGCUGGAAGUGUCAGUACUGGAAAAAGGUUAACAAGUUCACUAGGGAACUUGUAUGUACUGUGUGAAGAAAAGAGUUCCAUACAGAAUGGUGCAAAAACGGGUACUAAGUUACUGAAAAACACCAACCAGCUGAACAGCAUGAACUCGAUAAACCAUGGAAGUGGCUGCAUCACACGCAAAGUGGUCACAGAUCUUCAGAUUUUGCAUUCAUUUCAUUUUCUGAGACGUUCAAAUUCUUACCCACAAUCACUUAACUUCACGGACUAGAACACGAAUUCUUCGUUGAGUAAAGAAUUUUGAUCCAAGGAGGAAAGGGAUCUCCAAGAAAUGCAGUUUCCUUGCCAACCUCAGACAGUAGUUUCAGCACAGAGCUUGAAUUUUGGACAUGUAUCCCAUUUAGCAAUAUUAUUGCAGGAAUAAUAUUUUAGAAGAUUACUUUAGUUUGAAGAGUACUUGGCCAGAAAUGUACCCAAAAGAGGACUCUACAUUGUAAAGAAUAUAAUACUGAUCAUUCUGUGAAUGUUAAGUAGGACUUAAUUGUGAUCAUUCUAUGAAUGCUGAACAUUGUCCUCUGUAGAACAAUUUUUUUAGGACUAACUGCUCAAUUCUGUAUUAGAAAUACACUGAGAUGUACAUAAUUGUUGGCUGCCAGAAUUCAGAGACUGAGCAGUGUACUUCAUAAAGUGCAUGUAUAUAUGUUACUUGUGAUGGCAAUCAUUUUCUUCACAUAGAUGCAAUUUUAAUAAAACUAUUGGGCAUCUGCAUCAGUUAAUGUUGUAGUUUAGUUUAACCACUUCACUUGGAAUUCUGAUUAGUAUUCAUAAUUUUUGUAGCAGAGUAAAACUCCAUUGGAGGCAUUAUUCAGAUUUGUGUUUGUAUUUACUCCAUUCUGAGGACAAAGCUGUAAUUUUUGUCUUUAUGUAAACAGGUUUUUUUUUUAAUUGUAAACCCUGAAGAAAUCAUGAUUCUAAUUAUGCAUUGAUGUGUAUUUUCCAUAUAUCAGUAGAAUUUGGCUUGUGUUUUGGCCAGUAAAAUAUAUACAAAAUUGCAAUUGAUUGGGGUGCAAAGGAAGUCUAGCGUAUUUUGGUUUUAAUAUAGCAUUUUUAUGUAAAUUGUAUCCAAAGCGCUUUGAAAUUGUGGAUUGAUUUAAAUGUGACUACCAGCAAAACCGUUCAUAUGCACAGUAAAGUGGUUUAAGCACUGUGA